UUCAAUAACUGGGCUUCGAUAGCUCUGCGGAAUCUCCUCACGACUGAGUUUGACAGCUUUAAGACAGUCUUGAGCAAAAUGUAAAAAAAGUAAUAAAUAAAUAAAUAAAUAAACGCUGGGAAAGAAGCAGAGCUGAAAGACAGAUAAACAAAUAUAUAAAAUAGUGUGACUCCGGAGAGGGGCGGGGGAGUACAGGUCCAGCGCAGGCGACGCAGUGUUGCGUAUUGGCUUUCAUUCACCAGUCAGCGCUCACACGCUGCGAAGGCGGACACACGGAUUUUCGAACUCCUGCGUAGUGUUUGAAAAGGACCUCCUUCGCUGAACUGUGAUGCAUAACGGCGCAUACCUCCACAGUGAGCGACAGCGCCUGUUAGUCAGCGGGGAUGAUCUGCCACAAAAUGAAACGCCGGGUUCACAAUUCCUGAGGACACGACCGGAACCGACAGCUUGACAUUAAGUAAAAUGCAAAACAACGGAUAACCCUAACGCAGCUGAAAAAGUUGUUUUUUUCCCUGCGUGCUGAAACCAAGUAAACGUACUGGAACAAUCUUUAUGAAGCGUCGGUUUACCUGAAAAUGGAGUUGGAGGAAUGCAAAAUAUCCGUGUGGGUUUGUCGGGAGGAGAAGCUUGUCUCUGGGCUGUCAAGACGCACUACCUGCGCCGAUGUCGUCAGAGUGCUCCUGGAGGAUCAGAACUUGCAGCAAGGCGCUUCUGCGGCUAUGCUCUCCGGGUCUCCACAGUCAUACUGCAUUGUGGAGAAAUGGAGAGGAUUUGAGAGGAUUUUGCCGAACAAAACAAAAAUCCUUCGUCUCUGGACAGCAUGGGGUGAUGAACAAGAAAACGUGAGGUUUGUGUUGGUGAAAAAUGCGGCGUCCUUACCCAACAACGGACCUCGGAGCGCGGAGGCGCGGGUCGUACUUAGCAAGGAGAGUCCUUGCGUGUACAAGGGAACAGCGAGGGCAACGAUGGCUUUCUCCCAGGAAAAGCAGCGGCGUAUUGUCAGAAAGGCGUUCAGAAAGUUGGAUAAAAUCAACAAAAAGAGAGAGGAGGCUAUAUCAAAGGACUCCUCUUCAGUGGAGAAAAUGGAAACUUUAGUACACCUGGUAAUAUCGCAAGACCACACCAUCCGCCAGCAGAUCCAAAGGAUUAAGGAACUGGAUCGAGAGAUUGACAGGUAUGAGGCGAAAGUUCACUUUGACAGGAUGAAAAGGCACGGGAUCAAUUAUGUGCAGGACACAUACUUGGUCGAGGGCAAGCCGGAGGCUGAGUCAAAGAGGGACAGCGACAAGCCGUGCUCUGCGGAGGCUCUCGCUUGGUUCGAGGAGUACGCCAGCAGAUGCGAGGAGGUCAUUAGGCUGCAAGAGGAGCUGGCGGAGCACGAGGCGCUCAUGGACAGUAUUACGGUGGAGAUCCAAGAGGAGCUGAAUCAACGGUGGAUGAAGCGACGGCAAGAAAAACUCUCGAACGCGGACGCGGAAGCCAGCGUCGAGGAGCCCGCAAUUAGGGUAACUACAGCCACCCAUGCGACAGGGAAGGACGUGGCUCCUCCAGAGCUUGACAUUUCGUCGGAAAACGAAUUGCUUUUCGAGGAGGAGAGAGUCAAAACGCAGCUGGACACGAGUUUAUAUAUUGGUCUUCGCUUGAACACGGAUUUGGAGACUAUUAGAGGUGAUUUGGACAUGAGCCAGGGGCUGUGGGAUGCGAAAGUAAAAGAGCUACAGGAUUUACUGGAAAAAGUGGAGUCUCUGGAUUUUGAAGAAGCUGUGAAACCAUCAGUUAAGGGCAAAGCAAGUGGCUCUGUUGUAACCGAGACCGAAUUGUUGCCUUCUUUAGAGGCAAACAGCGGGUGGGUGGAACAGGCUAGGGGACUUUCAAAGAAAUGCGACACUAAUGACGAGGACUCGGACACCGGGCUCAGCUCAAUGCACAGCCAGGACUCGGACAACGCACCUGUCUGCGAGUCGCUAGUAUAACUGGUGCGAAACGCUUACACAUUCACCCAGUAAAUAAACUCAGGGAAACGUGCAUUUCACAACACCUAAACGUGUUAUUCCCUCUGCUAAAUGGAAGAGAGAGAAAAAAACGGCAACAUGCGUAUUAAGUUACAUCAAUUGUAGCAUAUCUAUGAUGUUGAACCAUGCAUAGUUUGCCACUAAAAUACUCACCUGUAGUCUCACCGAGUUGUUCAGUAACCUAAAAUAAAUGCACAAAGUCCGUUAUUCCGUCCGUACCACCAGGCAUAGUAUUGACAAGCUGAAAAAAUCAUUCAGUUAUCUGCUUAUGUGUUCCCAAUGUAUGUGCGUAAGUCCCAAUGUUAUUUAUAACAAAUGUGUAGAACUAAGGAACAAUUGACGACUGCAUUGUAAUUGCUGAGAAGAAAAACGUGUUAGGCAGAUGGAUUUUGGUUUGUAAACACUAAGGUUGUUGUGGAAUUAAAGGAGAUUAAAAUAAGAACGAAUUAAUUGUUUCAA
Anguilla rostrata (American eel) is the source of this 2471-nucleotide messenger RNA. It is a transcript of the gene rassf10a, whose product is annotated as Ras association domain family member 10a. Bases 576 to 1973 code for a protein of 465 amino acids. The transcript has a single exon. The record is from RefSeq and is a predicted model, not a curated record. NCBI's taxonomy places the organism in Eukaryota, Metazoa, Chordata, Actinopteri, Anguilliformes, Anguillidae. Gene Ontology annotation, biological process: signal transduction.